AUGGACCGUUGCGAUUACUUCGGCACUGUUGUCCAUGAGCUUCUCCAUGCUUUAGGUUUCGAGCAUGAACACAACAGAUCAGACAGAGAUAAUUACCUCAACAUUCAUCUGGAGAAUGUUGAUAAAGCAUGGCAUUAUGCAUUUAAGAAGCUCGAGCCCCAUGAGAACAGGCUAUUAACUGGCUUCGACUUCGAGUCUGUCAUGCUGUACGGAGAGGGAUCCUUCGCCAAGGCUUAUGGUUUGAAGAGUAUGACUGCCAAGGACGGUCGAUUCAUGGAGGAGCCUUACAACAAGCCCGGAAUGUCUGCCUCCGACAUUAAGAGACUGAACAUGUUGUACCAGUGCAGAAAAUAA
Argiope bruennichi is the source of this 354-nucleotide messenger RNA. Its product is annotated as high choriolytic enzyme 1-like. Gene Ontology annotation, molecular function: metalloendopeptidase activity. The coding region runs from base 1 to 354 and encodes 117 amino acids. The transcript is spliced from 3 exons. The record is from RefSeq and is a predicted model, not a curated record. Gene Ontology annotation, biological process: proteolysis. Lineage: Eukaryota; Metazoa; Arthropoda; Arachnida; Araneae; Araneidae.